This is a messenger RNA of Hemiscyllium ocellatum (epaulette shark), 2526 nucleotides long. RefSeq names its product class I histocompatibility antigen, F10 alpha chain-like. Gene Ontology annotation, biological process: immune response. The record is from RefSeq and is a predicted model, not a curated record. Gene Ontology annotation, cellular component: external side of plasma membrane. Lineage: Eukaryota; Metazoa; Chordata; Chondrichthyes; Orectolobiformes; Hemiscylliidae. Bases 173 to 2149 code for a protein of 658 amino acids. The transcript is spliced from 12 exons.
UCAGCAGCUUCAAGUUCAGGAAAUGAUCAAAUUACUUUGUCAAUCAGGAAAUGGCAUCAUGGUAGAAACAAACGUUUAUUUUGUUUAUUUUUCAGUUUGUGAACAGCAGAUAUUUUCCAAUCACUGUUUUAUUCCAAGUCCCUGAUUGGAAUAGGGAGAGAGGAUUCCCAGAAUGUUGCUGAUCCUUCUCUCCAUCUCCCUGUGUUUUUCCCGGGUCUCUCCCAAAACUAACUCACGAACUUUGAAAUAUACAAUUGUCUCAGGAGAACAAGAUUUCCCUGAAGUCACUGUUGUUGCGAUGGUCAACGGAAUACAAACAGGUUACUUUGACAGUGAUACCCAUCGCUGUGUCCCCAGGCAGCAGUUCCUGACUGAAUCACUCGGUGUGAAAUUCUGGGACGAUGCUACAGAUCAGGCAACCACACACACCGGGCUGGCAAAGGAGAAUCUGAAAUCGAUCAUGAAAAGGACAAACCAGACUUCAGGAAUUCACACUCUCCAAUGGAUACAUUCUGUUGAGGUCAGUGAAGAUGGCUCUGUGAAGAGAUCAAUGAGAUUUGGAUUUGAUGGAAAGGACCACAUUAGUUUAGAGCCAGACAGAAUGAGAUGGGUUGCCGCAAAUCACUUUGCAGUGAUCAAUAAAGAGAAAUGGAAUUCGGAUCAAUCCUGGAACUACUAUUGGGAAUCAUAUCUGCAAAAAACAUCUGUUGAACAUUUAAACAGAUAUCUGGAAGUUGGAAAGGAAUAUUUCACAAGGAAAGUUCAGCCUGAAGUGUUCAUCUCCAGGAGGGAGCCCAAUCGCCAGGACAAGCCGCUCACUCUCUCCUGCCUGGUCACUGGGUUUGAUCCUGUAGACAUCGAGGUGACCUGGCUAAGGAAUGGAGAGGUCAUGUCUGAGACCCAAUCCUCAGGGGUUCGACCGAACCACGAUGGGACCUAUCAGAUCCAGAAAGAGAUUGAGAUCAAUGCUGGGGAUGAGGAUCAAUACUCCUGUCAAAUUGAACACAGCACCCUGGCAGAAGCCAAGCUUUAUCAGUGGGAAAUCCCAGAAAACAGUGUGGUACGUUCCCAUUUGAUACUUUUGAUUGGAUUAAUCGCUGCAAUGGCUACAAUAUUCGGAAUAAUCAUCUGGAAAAGGCCCUGGAGAGGGACUAAUGUAAUCACUGUGAUUUACACAGUUGUUUCUGGAAUUAAGGAUUUUCCUGAGGUUACAAACAGUGCAACAGUCAAUGGAGUUAUCAUAGCUUCUCGUGACAGUAAAACCCAACAGUGCAUCCCCAGGCAGCAGUUCAUGGCAGAAUCCUUCAAUGUGAAUUUCUGGGAUUAUCUCACAGACCGGGUAAAAAUACGUUCAAACAUAGCAAAGGAAACAAUGAGUGCAGUAAUGAAGAGGACAAACCAGACAUCUGGAAUUCACACUUUUCAACAGAUAACUACUGUUGAGGUCAGUGAUGACGGCAGCAUUAAGAAAUCAAUGAGAUUUGGAUUUGAUGGAAAGGAUUUUAUCAGUUUAGAACCAGACACAAUGAGAUGGAUCGCAUCCAAUCCCAUUGCAGUGAUGACUAAAGAGAAAUGGGAGUCUGAUGAAUCCUGGAACAAUUACUGGAAAAGACACCUGGAAGAACUCGUUGUUGAAUAUUUAAACAGAUAUCUGGAAGCUGGAAAGGAUUAUUUCAAAAGGAAAAUUCAGCCUGAAGUGUUCAUCUCCAGGAGGGAGCCCAAUGAUCAGGACAAGCCGCUCACUCUCUCCUGCCUGGUCACUGGGUUUUAUCCUGUAGACAUCGAGGUGACCUGGCUAAGGAAUGGAGAGGUCAUGUCUGAGACCCAAUCCUCGGGGGUUCGACCGAACCACGAUGGGACCCAUCAGAUCCAGAAAGAGAUUGAGAUCAAUGCUGGGGAUGAGGAUCAAUACUCCUGUCAAAUUGAACACAGCAGCCUGGCAGAGGGCAAGCUCUACCAGUGGGAAAAUCCGAAAAACAAUUGGCUGCAUUCCCAUCUUGCAAGUCUCAUUGCAUCAAUGGUCAUUCUGUUGGUUGUUAUUGUCGGGAUAGUCGGUAUAAUCAUCUGGAAAAGAUCACAGAGAGGUUCACCAAAUGGGACCUACACAACUGCUCCCACUUCUGAAGUCUCUGAUGCAGCUUCUUCAUGAUUCAGUUGAACAGCGGAUCCCAGGUUUGGAUCCUGAUUCUUCAAGUGAGAUCUUCUAAAGUCAUGUUCCAAUCCCGUCUCAAUGUGAGCAGUGUCACCAUCAGAGGGAUCCUCACGAUGGUUCCUCCCUCACAGUUUCUCAUCUUCACUGUCUUCAGUGGGUCACUGAUUGAGCUGAAAUAAGGCAACGUCCUGAAGGAACUCAAGAGACAGUUUUUAUAUUGAAAGAAAUUGAUUUUGCAUCUGACGUUAACAAAUUUCAAAUGUUAUGCAAAUCUCUGUACAUAGAAUAUGUAAAACUGAUAUUUAAGUCUUAAAUAAAUAUAUAAAUAUUAUAAAUCUGAGUUAUUAGUGGUAGGUUUUAGUAUUCAACACUUA